UUUACCUUCUUGUUCUCCCGCAGGGGCGAGAAGCGGAGGUCAGGCAAGCGGUCGCGCUUAAUAAUGGCCCAGCGUUGGCUACUGAACUUAACCGGGGGAUUGGUUACCUGAUGUUUAUACAUAUAUAUUUUAAACAGUGUUAGUUUGCUGCUGUUUGCCCCCCAAAAGUGUAUUUUACCGCCUCUUGCCGCUCAGGGAAUCCGUCUCUAGCACGUAAACAAACAUGACAGCCGCCGUCUCCAGACAGAGACACGCUGCCGUCGCUGCAGACUCCUCGGGAUCCUCUCUUUCCCUUUCUGCAAGCCUCCGUCGCCUCUCUAAACACAUCAAAUAUGAAAACCUUGCUGCUGGACUCAGUGGGGGUGUUAUUUCCACAAUGGUGUUGCACCCCCUGGAUCUGAUCAAGAUCAGGUUCGCAGUAAGUGAUGGUCUGAAAAUGCGCCCCCAGUACGAUGGCAUGGUGCACUGCAUGAAGACCAUCUGGAAGCUGGAAGGGAUUAGAGGUCUCUAUCAGGGUGUGACCCCCAACAUCUGGGGGGCCGGGGCAUCGUGGGGCCUGUACUUCCUCUUUUAUAAUGCUAUUAAAGCGUACAAGCAGGAGGGACGGCAAACAGAGCUGAGUGCUGGUGAACACCUGGUGUCUGCAGCGGAGGCAGGCAUGCUGUCGCUUUGCCUCACCAACCCAGUCUGGGUGACAAAGACCCGGCUGGUGCUGCAGUACAGUGCAGAGCCGUCACGGAAGCAGUACAAGGGAAUGAUGGACGCCCUCGUGAAAAUAUACCGUCACGAGGGUAUCCCGGGACUCUACAGGGGUUUCGUGCCUGGACUGGUGGGGACGUCCCAUGCUGCACUGCAGUUCAUGACCUACGAGGGGCUAAAAAGAGAGCAGAACAAAUACAAGAAGAUGCCAUCUGAAUCGCUGCUGUCUCCAUUGGAAUACAUCACCAUGGCUGCCAUUUCCAAAAUAUUUGCUGUAGCAGUGACCUACCCGUACCAGGUGGUGCGCGCUCGCCUGCAGGACCAGCACAACAACUACAGCGGCAUCGUGGACGUCAUCCGCAGGACGUGGAGCAACGAGGGGAUCGAGGGCUUUUACAAAGGCAUGGUCCCAAACCUGGUGCGAGUCAUUCCAGCGUGCUGCAUCACAUUUCUGGUGUUCGAAAAUGUGUCACGCUUACUUUUGGGCGAGUAUCACUAAAGCUUCAAACACAACCACGGACCAACGCGACACAAUAUACCAGGACUGUGUGUGUGUGUGUGUGUGUGUGUGUGUGCAGAACUAGCAUGGAGCUCAUGCUAACUCGUGGAAAAGUGGAUUCAAGCCAUCCUGUGACAAUGCAACCGCACACAGUAUUCACCAAACACAUGGUUUUCUUUUUUUUUGUAAGAUAUUUUCCCCAAACAGCUGCUAUAUUUGCUGAUCUACGUGAGAGAACGAAGCCACUCAGCAGAUCUCGGCUGGCUCAGGAAAUGAUGUCACA
Molecule: messenger RNA, 1481 nt
Organism: Carassius auratus (goldfish)
Lineage: Eukaryota; Metazoa; Chordata; Actinopteri; Cypriniformes; Cyprinidae
Gene: slc25a32a
Product: solute carrier family 25 member 32a
Exons: 7
Coding region: 224-1198 (324 amino acids)
Biological process (GO): nucleotide transport; transmembrane transport
Source: RefSeq, a predicted model, not a curated record